Metarhizium robertsii ARSEF 23 is the source of this 681-nucleotide messenger RNA. Its product is annotated as DNA polymerase subunit Cdc27. The record is from RefSeq and is a predicted model, not a curated record. NCBI's taxonomy places the organism in Eukaryota, Fungi, Ascomycota, Sordariomycetes, Hypocreales, Clavicipitaceae. Gene Ontology annotation, cellular component: delta DNA polymerase complex; nucleus. The transcript has 2 exons. Bases 1 to 681 code for a protein of 226 amino acids. Gene Ontology annotation, biological process: nucleotide-excision repair, DNA gap filling; DNA synthesis involved in UV-damage excision repair; DNA replication. Gene Ontology annotation, molecular function: DNA-directed DNA polymerase activity.
AUGAAGGAGGUGGCUAGCACUUCAAAUCGACCGGCACCAAAGACAAUUUUACAGUCAUUUGCAAAGACACCCAUCAGUGCUCCUCCAAAAUCUACGAAGCAGAUGAAGCAAACUGACGAACCCACCGCCGCACUUUCCGAUGAUGGAGAGCCUGAUGACACCGACAUCCUAUCUUCCAAAUCCAGCUUGGCGUUGCAUUCCAAGGCGAAGUCGCGCAAGGAUAGAGAAGACGCCUUAAGGCGCAUGAUGGAGGAGCAGGAGGAGAAGGAAGAAGAAGAAGAGGAAGAAGAAGAGGGAAACAAGCGUGAAGUGAUUGAGUUCGCUUCCAACAUGGAAGCGGAUGAAAACCCGGAGUCCGAGUCUUUAACAGAUGCAGAGCCCGAAUCAGGGAUCCCCUUGACAGCACAGGCCGACAAGGAACCUUCAGAGACAAUUUCUAAUUCCGGAAAUGGCCGGAGAAGAGGCAAGCGUCGAGUGCUGAAGAAGAAACGAAUCUUGGAUGAUCAAGGAUACAUGGUCACGAUUCAAGAACCGGGGUGGGAGUCCUUUUCUGAGGAUGAUAUCACUCCGCCAGCGAAAAAGCCCACACCGCCGCUAAUGCCAUCAUCGUCCAUGAAGGCAAAGAAAACAUCAACAAAAGGCUCCCAAGGCAGUAUCAUGUCAUUUUUUGCAAAGAAAUAA